Molecule: messenger RNA, 922 nt
Organism: Megachile rotundata (alfalfa leafcutting bee)
Lineage: Eukaryota; Metazoa; Arthropoda; Insecta; Hymenoptera; Megachilidae
Product: proteasome assembly chaperone 2
Biological process (GO): proteasome assembly
Cellular component (GO): cytosol; nucleus
Source: RefSeq, a predicted model, not a curated record
UUGAAUUAGUUAAGUGAAAAUCUGGAAUAUUUAAUAAUCACUUUGGUAUGAUGAUUUGCAAAUUUUAAGUUUAUUGAAAAGACAACAAAUAUUGGAAGGAAGAGUUGAUUUAUUUAAAUUUCUUGCACUUAGUAUUUAUCAAAACAAAAGAUGAUAAAUAUACCAGAGGAAAUUAACCUUGAAAAUUAUAUUCUAAUACUUCCAUCAGUAGCCACUGGAAAUGUUGGACAAUUAUGUGUUGAUUUACUAAUAUACAAUUUAAAGUUGAACAAGAUUGGAAGUUUAUGGAAUUCUAUGUUUCUUCCCAUAUCUGGUCUUGAUCCUUAUAAUAAUAAUUCUAGUUCUCUUUGCACUGCUGCUGAUUUUUACCUUACAACAUCUCCUAAAAUAAUUUGUUUACAAUUGCGUUCACCUCACAUUGAUAAUUCAACUGACUUUUUUGAAGAAUUAGCACAAUUUGUUCAGAAGAGGAAAAUCACCAAGGUAAUAAUUUUAACCAGCAGUUAUGGCUAUGAAUGUUCUAAUGGAAUAGAUCCUACCCUGAGGUACCUAACUUCAGAUGAUUCUUUAUUAAACAAUGAAAAGCUUCUUGAAAAUCUUGCUUGGAAGAAGCAUACAAAACAAGUUUCAAUAGAAUCUACACUACGUAGUUAUAUUUCUGGUGGAGGUUUUGCAAGUAACCUUUAUGAACAUUUAAAAUCAGUGGAAAUUGCUUGCACAGUGGUUUUUUGUUAUUGUUCAGAAGGAAAUAAUGUUUCUGAUGCAUUAUUGUUAUUUAAAGGUUUAAAUCAAUGGCUAAAUUUAUUAAAUGAUAAUGAAAAUAAUGAUAUGAAAUAUCCACCAUCAUGGGAAUACUUUUUUGGUAAUCCACCUUCUUCAGAACUGUAUUAGGAUUCAAAUAUAUUUUAUUUACAAACUCUUA